CAUUCGCUCUUAAGACUUGCCACUUUGGUUAAGAAGUUAAGUAGUUUGUUAAAUAUUUAAAACGCUGUGUUUAUUGUAAUUCAUAUAAUUAGCUUUUCUGCCUGAGAGUAAAGUUUCGAAAGGAUACAAAAGUUAAAUCAAACUAUAUCGAAAAGUUCACAAUUAUUGAAAAGUUUCGAUAGCUGGAAAUUCUACAAUUUAAAUAUACUACACAAACAAGUAUCAAGCUGAUAAGGAUAUCAAGUUGUUGAUCCUGUGAAAUACAUACUUACUUGUAUAAAAUUUUUUUUUGUGUGAUUUCUGGAGCUGCUAGACGUAAACACACGUUAAGCAAAACUACUUCAAAGUUUAAUUAACAGAAAAUUGGCAAGAAAAUUUGUUUUUUGAAAUAAGCAGUGAAAGUGCAUUUCGAAGGCUUAUUUUUGAGAACAGUUGUUAAACAAUAACAAAAAAAAAACAUUAUAAAGUUAUCAAAAAUUGCAUUUUGCAAUAAAUUUUUGAAUUUUCUUCGUAAAUUUAUAAAUCAAAACAAAAACUAACAAAAUGAUGGCCGUAGCUGCUGCACAAAAGAACCGCGAAAUGUUCGCUAUCAAAAAAUCCUACAGUAUUGAGAAUGGCUAUCCAUCACGCCGCCGUUCGUUGGUGGAGGAUGCACGCUUUGAGAGCCUGGUUGUUAAGCAAAAUAAACAAACUGUGCUGGAAGAAGCGCGCCAAAAGUCCAAUGACGAGGCCACUUUGGAGGAAUGCAUCCAGCAGGCAAAGGGUGCUCCAGUUGAGCAAGAAAUUGAAUUGCAAGCCGCUCAGUCGGUUGAAAAUGUGGAGAUUCCAGCUGAAGUACACGACAUCCUUGAAGAAACCCAAAAUGAAACCGUUAGUGCCACAACGGGCUCAGCUACUCAGGGUGAAGGUGCACCGGGCAGUAACAACAGCGACAGCUCAAAUGAUGCCGGUCUUACCGAGGAAGAAGUUUUUCUCGCCAAUGCCGCCUCUGAAUCGGUCGAGGCCGAGAAUGCCAUACAGAGCGCCGCACUCAUCGUACGCCUCAAGGAGGGCAUUUCCUCACUUGGCCGCAUACUCAAGGCUAUCGAAACUUUCAAGGGUACCGUACAACAUGUGGAAUCGCGUAUCUCUCGCGACCAAGGCGUCGAUCAUGAUGUGCUAAUCAAAGUCGAGAUGACACGUGCCAAUCUCUUGCAACUCAUUCGCUCACUACGCCAAUCAGGCUCCUUCAAUAGUAUCAGUCUAUUGGCUGAACAUAACAUUAGCGUCAAGUCACCCUGGUUCCCCAAACAUGCUUCCGAAUUGGACAACUGCAAUCACUUGAUGACCAAAUAUGAACCCGAUUUGGACAUGAACCAUCCCGGUUUUGCUGAUAAAGUCUAUCGCCAACGUCGCAAGGAAAUUGCCGAAAUUGCAUUCGCUUACAAAUAUGGCGAUCCAAUCCCAUACAUCGAAUACUCCGAUGUUGAAGUAAAGACUUGGCGUUCGGUUCUCUUGACCGUUAUCGAUUUGUCGAAGAAGCACGCUUGCCAAGAAUAUCGUGCCGCUUUCCAGAAGUUGCGCGAUGAGGAGAUCUUCGUCGAACACCGUUUGCCACAAUUGCAAGAGAUGUCGGACUUUUUGCGUCGCAACACUGGCUUCACAUUGCGUCCCGCCGCCGGUCUGCUGACCGCACGCGAUUUUCUCGCCUCGUUGGCAUUCCGCAUUUUCCAAAGCACACAAUAUGUGCGUCACGUCAACUCACCAUACCACACACCCGAACCUGACUGCAUUCAUGAAUUGCUUGGCCAUAUGCCACUCUUAGCUGACCCCAGCUUCGCACAAUUUUCGCAGGAGAUUGGUUUGGCCUCGUUGGGUGCCUCCGAUGACGAAAUCGAAAAAUUGUCCACUGUCUACUGGUUCACCGUCGAAUUCGGUCUCUGCAAGGAACAUGGUCAGGUGAAAGCCUACGGUGCUGGUCUGCUCUCGUCCUACGGUGAACUCUUGCACGCCAUCAGUGAUAAGUGCGAACAUCGUGCAUUCGAGCCAGCCUCCACUGCCGUACAGCCCUACCAGGAUCAGGAAUACCAGCCCAUUUACUAUGUGGCCGAGAGUUUCGAAGAUGCCAAAGAUAAGUUCCGUCGUUGGGUGUCGACCAUGUCGCGUCCAUUUGAGGUGCGCUUCAACCCACACACCGAACGCGUCGAAAUUCUGGACUCUGUCGACAAAUUGGACACGCUGGUGCAACAAAUGAACACCGAGAUCCUGCAUUUGACGAAUGCCAUUUCAAAGUUAAGGCGUCCAUUCUAAGUGCAUCCAUUUAGCCAUUCAAUUGGGCCCACACACAUUGAGAUUGAUAUGUAGGUGUAUGUGUGUGUGCGCGCGUGAAACCUAUGCAUGUGAAAGCAACUCAAACACACUCUAUCACCCAAGCACGUAUUUAUGUAUGUAUCGGUUUUGCCGGCAGCUGUGGCCAGCAUUUAGUUAUGCUGCACCUCGUAACUUAAAUUGACAUGCCGCUUAAAAGUUUACCAUUUGUUUUACUAAAUGCUACCUGUCAUACUAAUUCUAAAUUUUAUUUUAAAAUUAACGAAUUUUUUGAUGUUGUGGUUGAUAUUGUUUUUACACAAUAUUUACAAUUGAAGAUUUUUGUGUGUGUAAAAAA
Anastrepha obliqua is the source of this 2644-nucleotide messenger RNA. RefSeq names its product tyrosine 3-monooxygenase (gene ple). Gene Ontology annotation, biological process: dopamine biosynthetic process from tyrosine. Gene Ontology annotation, molecular function: iron ion binding; tyrosine 3-monooxygenase activity. Gene Ontology annotation, cellular component: cytoplasm; axon; perikaryon. The record is from RefSeq and is a predicted model, not a curated record. The transcript is spliced from 7 exons. Bases 544 to 2289 code for a protein of 581 amino acids. NCBI's taxonomy places the organism in Eukaryota, Metazoa, Arthropoda, Insecta, Diptera, Tephritidae.